UAUGAAAAGGCUCUUCUUUGAGGUCUUUAAGUGGAAAUGAUUGGUUCUGAAAAUUCUUCCCUAGGUGGCUUUUGAAACAUUUCAUAGAUAUUGAAGGCCCAUUAUGAAGGCUAUCUUGAUAUCUUCCCUCCAAAAUGCUAAGGAAUAAUUUAGGCAACAGUUCAGACUCAAAGAAUGAAGACGGCUCGACCUUUUCACAGACUGAACACAAUAUUGUUGCAGCUUACUUGAUUACGGCAGGUAUGAUAAGUGUUCUCAGCAACAUAAUAGUUCUUGGCAUCUUCAUUAAGUACAAGGAGCUUCGGACACCCACAAAUGCAAUUAUCAUUAACUUGGCUGUUACUGAUAUAGGGGUCAGUAGCAUUGGCUACCCCAUGUCUGCUGCUUCAGAUCUGCAUGGAAGUUGGAAGUUUGGAUAUGCAGGAUGUCAGAUUUAUGCUGGAUUGAAUAUCUUUUUUGGAAUGGCAAGUAUUGGAUUGCUCACAGUUGUGGCUGUGGAUCGAUACCUGACCAUCUGCUGUCCUGAUGCAGGAAGAAGAAUGACCACCAACACUUACAUCAGCAUGAUUCUGGGGGCCUGGUUCAAUGGCCUCUUUUGGGCUUUGAUGCCUAUUGUUGGGUGGGCUAGUUAUGCCCCAGAUCCUACUGGGGCCACCUGUACCAUAAACUGGCGGAAAAAUGAUGUAUCUUUUGUUUCUUACACCAUGGUGGUUGUUGCGAUAAAUUUUAUUGUGCCCUUGAUAAUGAUGUUUUACUGCUAUUACCAUGUCACUCGAUCCAUUAAACAUCAUGCUACUAGUAACUGCACUGAGUAUCUCAACAGAGAUUGGUCAGAUCAGGUAGAUGUAACAAAGAUGUCUGUGAUAAUGAUACUCAUGUUUCUGGUGGCGUGGUCCCCUUAUUCCAUCGUGUGCUUAUGGGCUUCUUUUGGUGACCCGAAGAAGAUUCCUCCCUCAGUGGCCAUCCUAGCUCCACUGUUUGCAAAAUCUUCUACAUUCUACAAUCCCUGUAUUUAUGUGAUUGCUAAUAAAAAGUUCCGGAGGGCAAUGCUUGCCAUGUUCAAAUGUCAGACUCAUCAAGCAAUGCCCGUGGAGAGUAUCUUACCAAUGGAUGUACCCCAAAACCCACUGACUUCUGGAAAAGUCUGAAAUAAGAGGAAAGCACACAUCAAAACAUUUGCUUUUUUUUUUCAAUGAUUUAAUUUCACUUAAAAUCUGAGCCCAUUUCAAUCAAAUGCAGACAUAGAGGAUUGUCCUAAUAGACUGUAGAUUUCUCACGUGUAGUUUAUAAGUUCUUCUGUUGGUGCACUGGCCACUGUAGGGAAUGUUUCAUUGUUUCCUUAUAUGUAAACUUAUUGCUUAUCUCCUUUGGUGAAUAGAGGCACAUGAGAUUAAAGCCUCUUCUCUUUCUCCCUAUCAUGGCAUGUAUUACGCUGUACCUGGUACCUUGCCUGGUCCCUCCGUUAG
This is a messenger RNA of Lagenorhynchus albirostris (white-beaked dolphin), 1466 nucleotides long. It is a transcript of the gene RRH, whose product is annotated as retinal pigment epithelium-derived rhodopsin homolog. Lineage: Eukaryota; Metazoa; Chordata; Mammalia; Artiodactyla; Delphinidae. Gene Ontology annotation, molecular function: G protein-coupled receptor activity. The transcript has 7 exons. The record is from RefSeq and is a predicted model, not a curated record. Gene Ontology annotation, biological process: visual perception; G protein-coupled receptor signaling pathway. Bases 135 to 1148 code for a protein of 337 amino acids. Gene Ontology annotation, cellular component: membrane; photoreceptor outer segment.